Messenger RNA from Conger conger (European conger), 1824 nucleotides. Its product is annotated as receptor expression-enhancing protein 3-like. Lineage: Eukaryota; Metazoa; Chordata; Actinopteri; Anguilliformes; Congridae. The record is from RefSeq and is a predicted model, not a curated record. Gene Ontology annotation, cellular component: endoplasmic reticulum membrane; cytoplasmic microtubule; endoplasmic reticulum tubular network. Gene Ontology annotation, molecular function: microtubule binding. The coding region runs from base 307 to 1080 and encodes 257 amino acids. The transcript has 9 exons. Gene Ontology annotation, biological process: endoplasmic reticulum tubular network organization.
AGACAAAUUCACUUUAUCCUUGAGGGGUAUUCCGUUUCCAAAACCAUCAGAGUCAGCUAGCUUGUACGUAACCCUGUAUUCCGUAUGUGGAUAUAAAUUGAUGCUACAGCCAGAUAGCAGUCGUUGAAUUGUGCAUUUGUAAAGUCGAAUUUAUGGCACUUAACUUCAUAGUAAGCUUUUAAUUGUAGACGUAGAGGUAGCCCUACACUGACGUCAUCACUGGCACCUGUGUGAGCAAGUGUUUAUCUUAACCUUCAUGUUGUCAUCAGGACCUGACCAAAAAACGUUAGCCCUGUUGUACGGAAAAUGGUGUCGUGGAUCAUUUCGAGAGCAGUCGUGCUUCUCUUUGGAACGCUGUACCCUGCAUACUACUCUUACAAAGCGGUCAAAUCCAAGAACAUUAAAGAAUAUGUGCGUUGGAUGAUGUACUGGAUUGUCUUUGCUCUUUACACAGUGGUGGAGGCCAUCACAGACCUCUCCCUAUCCUGGUUUCCUCUGUAUUACGAGCUGAAAAUCGCCUUUGUGGUGUGGCUGCUGUCUCCAUACACCCGAGGGGCCAGUCUGAUCUACAAGAAGUUCCUGCAUCCUCUUCUGUCUUCGAGAGAACGGGAAAUUGAUGACUACAUCGUUCAGGCCAAGAAGCACAGCUAUGAGACCAUGGUGAACUUCGGCAAGCAGGGUCUGAGCAUAGCUGCCACUGCAGCAGUCACUGCAGCCGUCAAGGGCCAAGGUGCCAUUUCUGACCGUCUGAAGAGCCUGAGCAUGCAUGACCUCACUCAGAUUCCAGCCAAUGACACGACCGACCAGCCUUACCCAGCAUUCUCCAAUCCUGGGAGAAGGGCACAGAAUCCCUCCUUUGACGGCUCUGAGUACUACGCUUAUGACCAGGAGGUGGAGUCCAGGGCUGGUGACGACGCGGAUGGGACCUUCUCUGAAGACGAGGCCGUCUCUCAGCGGGGCGUCAGGAGGUCCCAGAGUGUGAAGACACGCUCUAGGGUGCGCAAAGAGGCUCGCUAUGGAUCUCUGAAGUUGAAGCCAAAGCGGCGACCAGCACUGAACCCUAUGACCUAUGAACCCUGAACUCUGCAGAACUCGGGACCGGACCACCGGUUUGGGCGCAGUAUUUUUAAGAUGGAAUGGUCUGUAAGAUGUCGGUGAGAUGUUUCUGGGUCCUGUUUGUUUCAAAGCAGAACGAGGAAGUUGAAUGAAAUGCCAGUAACACUGUGCUUUUAAAAAAAAAUCAUGAAACGCUUCAGAUCAUGUGCUAAUGAGUGCAUAACAUAUGUGCAUUUCACUACAGAAAUGUUUAUGGUUUAAAAAAAAAGAUUUAUAAUCUUCUCUAAUUUUAGCCUAUUGCCUAAAAUAUUUUUUACACACUUGAGAAAACACUCCAAAAAUGAGUAACCCAAAGUGUCCUUCACUCCUUUUUGGAAAAGAAGCACUAGGAUGUAAAUAUACAAUAAGGUCAUUUCAUUUGUUUUAUAUAUAUAGGAUAAUAUGGUUCUGUUGCAAGAAAAUGUCUUGCGGUUUAAUGACCACAUUUACAAAACCAGCAGGACAGGUUUUUUCUCCAUUUGUUUUUUGCACAUUGUAUGGUUUUAAUGUGACUAUGUUGUAUUUUCAAUUCAACUGUCAUCUUAGUGGAAUUUAUUCAUUUUUGUGAAUGAUAACCUUGAGUGAAAGACCAAAGACCAAAGUUCACAUCUGUCUUACAGAAGCUUGGCUUAUUUAGUGGAAACUACGAAUAUGUGUGGAAUCUGUUUGUGUUGUAUUCUUUGUAAAAGUAAUAUUCACCAAUAAAUUUGGAUAUGUGCUUAAUCUGUG